Bacillus rossius redtenbacheri is the source of this 5351-nucleotide messenger RNA. RefSeq lists its product as uncharacterized. Lineage: Eukaryota; Metazoa; Arthropoda; Insecta; Phasmatodea; Bacillidae. Bases 662 to 2578 code for a protein of 638 amino acids. The record is from RefSeq and is a predicted model, not a curated record. The transcript has 2 exons.
UUGGGUUUUCGGGGGGGCUGGAAGAGUGCGAGUCUUGCACGUCUUUGUCUGGGAACGCAGGCGUGACCGCGUUUCAGCCAGGCCAGCUGACACGUUGUUUGCUGCAGUUCCAGAGAAACGCGGCGCAGACUUGUUUGUCGUUUUUUUUUUGAGGCCAGCUGAGAGCGCAGAUUGUGCGCAGUCGCCGUGCGCAGGCGAGUGUCGCAAUCUAGCGGCCGGUUUUCUGACUACGUGGGCAACCUGGCGCGGCCGACCGCGCGGCCGGCUUGUUGUAAUAACUUUACGUGUUUGUAAAACACAGGAAAACUUCCCGUCAGGAUGUUUUCCCCGUAGGGGUUUUGCGGCCAAGAAAAUAGCUUAAAAGAGAUGUAAAAUGUUUUCGCGGGGCGGUAAUCCUGUGGAAGGCUGUCAUGCUGCCCGGCCGCGCGGCGACUUGGUAAUGGUUAGAAUUUUUACAGAGUCUUAAGGCGUGAUCAUCUUCCGUACUGACGAUGAGGAUGCUACACAUGUCCUGGUGCUCCUGCAGCUGGGAAGCAGCAGACAACAUCGACCGCUACCUGAAGGAGCAGUGGGGGUGGUUGCGGGAGCGCAUUUCGAGCCGAUACCUCAGGUAACAUUGUACACUUCAUCGGUAACAGUAAAUUUUAAGGUUGCUUGGCCAAUGCAAUUAGAUGACAUUCAGGAUAGUAUCAAAGAAAUCACUUCUUGUCCCUCCAAUAGUUCAAGUGAAUGGUGUGUUAUUUUCAAAGAAUUAAAACAUAGCUUAAUUUAUACUGACAUGCUAAUUAAUAAGGUAAACGAAGCAGCAGGGGAUGACGUAUUGGAUUUUCAGUCUCAAGUUCGGGAAAGACGAGGGUUAAAUUUCAUUGGAGAGUUUUUUCAUUGGUGUUGUGACAUUGCCGUCAAUAGUCAAUUGAAUAAUCUUUUCCUAAAUGAACAACAAAUGUCAGAACACAUAAACAAGAUGGAAUCACAAAUUUUAAACACUCAUGAGGCACUGGCAAAUAUGAGCAACACUAUUUUUGUUAUAAACGAGGGAAUGACCGGAAUUCUAAAAAGAGUACAAUCAAAAUUCACAAAUUUGUCUGAUUACUUAAAAGACCUCCGAGAGACUAUGGUGACUAAGUUUUCAGGAAUGGUUCAAGACAUAGGACAUUCAUUCCAGUUUCAGGUACUGUUGGCCUCUCAAUUAGCCAAACAAGCGCAUACAUUUACAAGACUAGAGAUUCUGGACCAGUGCCGGUCAAAUAAAAUACCUGCCAUUGUAGUUACACCAGCUCAAUUGAAAGAGAAAUUAAAUAUGCUAAAUGAAAUUCUUAAUAGGGAUGGUUAUGCGUUGUCCAUAAGUGUAUCAGAAGUUCAGAAAUAUUUUAAUUUACCCAUUUGUAAAUGUCAAGUCCACAAGGAAAAUUUAUACCUUCAAAUUAAAGUACCAAUUGUUAAACUAAAUUCCAAUUGGAGAUUGUUUCAGUUCGUCGCAGUCCCAUUUCAGUGGAAGAACUCAACUUGUCAUUUGGAUCAUGCUCCGAAUUUUCUGGCAGUGGAUGGAGACCAUCUAAUCACUAUUCAGGGUAGAAAUUUAUUAGAUUGUAGACCAUUUGAAGAUAAAUUGUGUUUUGUUCCCAGGUUCUCCGGAGAUACCCUAGGUAGUGCUUUGUGUCCAAAGGCUCUUUUUCAGGGGAUUACCGUUGAAAAUCUUAGUACCACAUGUGCGUUUCGAUGCCAUUCCGGAAACCAACUGAUGAUCACCCAGGCUGGACCAGAGCGGUACUUCCUAACAAACCCGUCAGGAAAAUUAGACUUGCAAUGCAUGAAACAUAACAAUGAAUCUUUAUUUUUAGGAAGUGGAGACAUCCUCGGAGCUGUAGAUAUAGAAGUACCGUGUGAUUGUCGUUUGUAUUUAAACCAAGAACUUAAAAUUAACGAGUUGUAUCCAUGUGAUGCGUUAACAAAAUCUAAAUUUCAAUUGGUACAUGUAAUACCAGCUGCUUGGACGAAGUUACGUAAAUUGAAAAUUUUCCCUCAUCCUACGUCAACACAUACAGUUUUUCCAUCCUUAAUGGAUUGUUUAGAUGAAAAUUGGCCAACUCUAAUACCACAUUUAAAUUUUUCUUUGACAAAGUUUGAAACCCCUUUAGACCCGAUUCAUUUAAGAGAACCAGAAAACGUACCAAGAUUUGUAAUGAAAAACUUACAGAGUAUUGCGCUUUCCAUUGUAAGUAGUGUAUUAUUAUUUAUUAUUAUUAAAAAUCCAUAUCUAGUAGGUAUUGGAACGCUACCAAGAGUAUCCGCCUUGGACAAUGUUACUACCCUUGGCAUAGAAAUAAGUGUAACUGUAAUUACUAUAUUGGUAAUAGUUGGAAUGUUUUUAGUUCUGUUAUUAAAAUAUCUGAGAAAUCGGAAACCCCUCAGUAUGUCUGUAGAAAUCUCGACUACAGUAGAAAAUGCUGUUCCUUCUACCAGUGGAAAGGUAGAAUUAAAAGACAUACUAGCCAGAGAUAAUGGUUGUGUAGCUAAGUUAUCCAGUGAAACUGGGGAGGAAUUGAAAGUAACCAUUUCCAUUUGUGAUGAUCAGUAGUGAAUGAAUUUUGUUCAAUGUAAAGCUUUACCUACGAUUAGAAAAAUUAGAAUUUGAUUAAUGUUUAUGUGAAGGGGCAUGCGCCCAUAAAUAAUUUUUAUAGAACCAAAUAACGAUGGAGGGAGAAUACCAGGUUCAAUAAGGGGAAUUAUGACGUCAGGACUAAUCAUUGAGAAAGUGGGUGGGAUCCUUUCCGUAUUCCCAUUUUCCACCAUAAACCCGCCCCCCCCUUGUGUUUUUAUUAUUCAAGAAGUGACAUUGAUAGUUUUCGUCAAUCGAAGAGAAUGACUUUUGAGGCGGACUUGUUAAGUGCAAUUUCGAAAGGAGUGCUGUGGUGCAGCUCCAUCCAGAACUUUUGUCCCUUCUCGAGUUGGGAGAAGGCGCGUCGUUAAGGGUCAGCCAGAUACCACGUGGGCCAGUUGGGAGAAGAGGACCUGCUUCUACCCAUUGCUGCGGGCUGGUGCCCGUAUCGUCGAAUCGUGUGGUGAUGCACGAUUACCAGGAGUAUCAGCGGUUUGGGAGUGGCCAUGUCCAAGGACAGUGAUUACGCAUCGUGAUAGGGUGUGGCCCCCCAAACAACAAAUUUAUCGAGAAGACUAGAAUUAUCCAUCGUUUGAAACUACUGACCUGACGUUCAAAACAAAGUGUAUAGCAAGACAAGGCCAGUGUAGUUAUAAACUUUCAACCUACACGUGGACACAGUCAAGUUUUUGUUGUAAAUUUUCCUAUUAGGUACCUUACCUUAUCCUUCCUCUACGAAAUGUGGGGGGUAGGCUUUUCUUCAAGAUGUUGAAUAUUGCAGAUGAGUUACGAGUUUAGUUUUUGAAUAGUUACUUGUUUUAAGAAUCUUUAAAAGUUAUUUUUGUGUUGAUACCUGGUAUGACCCUCCUUGGUUAGUUGUGUUGAUCUAUGUUGAUCUCAUGAAUACUUCUUGAUAAACACAUGAAAAUACGUCAUUAACUUAAGUAAGAUAAUUUAAUUGUUUGAUUUGUUCACUAUUAUUUUGAUGUUUGAGAGUUUUUUUUUAGUUGUUUGUAAAUGUAUGACUCCUGAUGCUGCUCAUGUAUUUUGUGUAGGAAUGGUGUCGUGUACCGUGGAUGACGAGCAGUUGGGAUGAACGACGUCGGGAUGGACCGGCUGGGAGAGGCAGAAGUUGGAGUGGGGUGUGAUUCUGCAGCUCACAGUUCCGCUGGCUGUUCCUGUCUCUGCCCUGAGUUGGUGCAUCUCUUCGCCGUAUCCCUCCUGGCUGCUUGCUGUCCCAAGCAGUGCUAACAUGUGAAAUUUUGUAAAACACACUUGUCCUCCGAGAGGAAAUUGUCAAUAAGUGCUAGUAGAACUUAGAGUUGGUAUUUAUACCUAAACAACAACCACUGUAAUCACUAAUUUAAAUUUGUAACUGGAUCACAUAGAAAUGAUAGGGACAAUUGGUUUUUUUUUUGAAGCAAACUUAAAUAUUCCCCAAGCAUUGUUGUAAGCUUGUGGGGCACAAGCUCCUGCCGCCCGGGGUGAUGUCGCGUAGCUCAAAAUUAUCAUUAAUUUAUUUAAUUAGUUGAUUUGUUGAAAAUACAAUUUUAAAUUCUUUUCGCUAGUUCGGGACUUGGUUUCCCUCACGCUAAGAUGGGGUAACACCUUUGUUGGAUUUGGGUUUUCGGGGGGGCUGGAAGAGUGCGAGUCUUGCACGUCUUUGUCUGGGAACGCAGGCGUGACCGCGUUUCAGCCAGGCCAGCUGACACGUUGUUUGCUGCAGUUCCAGAGAAACGCGGCGCAGACUUGUUUGUCGUUUUUUUUUGAGGCCAGCUGAGAGCGCAGAUUGUGCGCAGUCGCCGUGCGCAGGCGAGUGUCGCAAUCUAGCGGCCGGUUUUCUGACUACGUGGGCAACCUGGCGCGGCCGACCACGCGGCCGGCUUGUUGUAAUAAAUUUACGUGUUUGUAAAACACAGGAAAACUUCCCGUCAGGAUGUUUUCCCCGUAGGGGUUUUGCGGCCAAGAAAAUAGCUUAAAAGAGAUGUAAAAUGUUUUCGCGGGGCGGUAAUCCUGUGGAAGGCUGUCAUGCUGCCCGGCCGCGCGGCGACUUGGUAAUGGUUAGGUGAGUGCUAUCGGAAAUGGCGCCUGAGUGAUGCCGGACUCUUAGCCUUCAGUGUUUCUUCGUAGUUAACUUUAAAAAUUCUCGUUUGGUGUAUUAUUUGCUCUUAUAAAUAAUUUGUUCUUAGAAACUUAGUGGUUUUAACAUGUAAUACGUUGAGCACUACAUUUCCCUUUUUAUUUUCAAGUAUAACUCGGUAAUUUGUUUGCAUCACGAUCCUUGUCUUUUCAUGUAAAUGAUGACGUUAUAAACUUAAACUAAAUAAUUUCUAAAAUCCGUUUCGAGGUAGUGGAUGUUCUUAAUAAAUUUUAAAAAUGAAGUUGUGGAAGAGCUAAUGAAGCUUGGUAUCACUGGGUGGCCUGGAGGAAAUUAUUACGAUUAUGUUAAUGUGUUAGUACUACUAAGAAAAUCUUAUAUAUGGUUUAUUGUUUUUCUGUCGGAAUAUCUAUAAGGCUGGUAGCGGACAUGGAAGGUGCCUCAUUAUUUGUCAGCUUUAUUUAAUUGUUAUAAAUAAAUGUGAUUGUUCUAUUGUUUUUAGGUUACUCUUAUUUUUUUCUCAGUAUCCUGAUUUUCUAUUCUUGUAUAAGAAUACACCUACUAAGAUUCAAUCCUCAGUGAGAUGCUCUAUGGCUAGUUAAUGUUUUGAGUUUCUUAUGUUCAGAGCUACAUUUUUGAAGAAUUGAACCCCCC